AUGGGGUCGUCCUCUGGAGCGUCCGGCCGAGGUGAGUCGAAGUCGCCCAAACAAUUCAGCAAUCCAUCCCCACCCCAAACCGACGCCCAGCCUGAGUCCAAAAACGAUGCCCCCCUAAAGCCCGACUCGUCGUCCAAUGCCGAAGCCACCAAACCGCUCGCGCCUCCGCCCCGUCCCGGCCAGCAGCUCGGCGCAAACACUCCCGACUACUUCUCAAACCCCCUCGGCGGCUCACUGAGCCUGGAACCAAACCCUUUCGAGCAGUCUUUUGGCGGCGCGCCCCCAGAGACCCCCGGCGCCACCAAGCUCCCGUCCGUCGCCGCCCUGACGUCCCCCUCGUCUCUGCUUCCCGGCCCCGGCGCCACACCAUUCCCCUGGGGACCUAGUUCUCUUAGGACGGGUCCAUUGAGCCCGGCGAUGCUCUCGGGGCCGACGACGAAUGACUACUUUGGCGACACUCACCACAUCCGUGGCGGAUUUCCCACCCCGAACGAGUCUUCUCUGAGGACGGGACUUACUCCAGGCGGCAGCGGGUCUAUGUUCCCGGCCCCCAGCCCAAACUCGCAGGCUCUAUUUGCGCAGCUCACCGCUUCUGCCCCUACUCCAAGCACUCUCGACUUCCAUCGGACCGCCCUCAGUGCAGCCGCCGCCAAGCGCGAGCAGGCACAGGCGCAGGCGCAGGCGCAACAGCCGGCCAAUACACAGCCUCAGGAGAACGGCAAUGGUGUUGCGCUUCUGAAGCUCGAGACAAAGCCGCCUGCAGGACCGUUCGACCCGCACGACAACGACGCAGCGAAUGGCCUUUUCAUGUUAGCACAGGGACGAAACGGAUCGCAACAGCAGAGCCAGCAGUUCGCCGUGAUACCUCCGGUCCAGAUACACGCCCAGCCCGCAGCCCAGCCCGCCCCGGCCGUGCAGCCCGUAAAUACGUCACCACAGAUGAAUGGCAACGGAUCGGUUGCAGGGAGUUCGGCGCGUGGCGUAAGUGAAGCAUUAAGCGCCGGUUCGGACGAGAGCGAGACUGCAGUGCGCCCGCCCCCUCGCACCAAGGGAAAAAGGAAUUCUGGAGGUGCCGGGACGCGUCGUAAGGCUGACGAUACACCGGCCAAGGCGCCUGCAAGUAAAAAGGCCAAGACCAACGGCGGCGGUGCGCCGUCUAUCGACAGUAUGGAUAUGGGUGACUCGGACGACGACAUGAAGAUCAACGAAAAUGGCACAAGAACAAAGAUGACAGACGAGGAGAAGCGUAAAAACUUUCUUGAGCGCAACAGGGUUGCUGCGUUGAAAUGUCGUCAGCGAAAAAAGCAGUGGCUAGCCAAUCUUCAGACUAAAGUUGAGAUUUUCAGCUCGGAAAAUGAUGCUUUGACGCAACAGAUCUCGCAGCUUCGCGACGAAGUUGUCAACCUCAAAACACUAUUGCUCGCGCACAAAGACUGCCCUGUCACGCAACAGCAGGGCCUCCACGGGGCAUAUAUGCAACAGUCAAUGGAGCCCUUCAACCCUCAGAUGAACUCUUAUGGCCUGGGCGGACCCGUCCAGAGCCAACCGGUUAUAGCAGGCCAGGGCGUCAAUCGCCGAUUCUCAUAG
Molecule: messenger RNA, 1587 nt
Organism: Lasiosphaeria miniovina
Lineage: Eukaryota; Fungi; Ascomycota; Sordariomycetes; Sordariales; Lasiosphaeriaceae
Product: Aft1 HRA domain-containing protein
Exons: 3
Coding region: 1-1587 (528 amino acids)
Biological process (GO): regulation of transcription by RNA polymerase II
Molecular function (GO): DNA-binding transcription factor activity, RNA polymerase II-specific; RNA polymerase II cis-regulatory region sequence-specific DNA binding
Source: RefSeq, a predicted model, not a curated record